This is a messenger RNA of Agrilus planipennis (emerald ash borer), 1980 nucleotides long. RefSeq lists its product as uncharacterized. The coding region runs from base 110 to 574 and encodes 154 amino acids. NCBI's taxonomy places the organism in Eukaryota, Metazoa, Arthropoda, Insecta, Coleoptera, Buprestidae. The record is from RefSeq and is a predicted model, not a curated record. Gene Ontology annotation, biological process: positive regulation of voltage-gated potassium channel activity; sleep; regulation of synaptic transmission, cholinergic. The transcript has 3 exons.
UUCAACACGAAACUCAAUGUUCGACUUUCGUUGAGUCGAUACGAUAAUUUUUUUCUAUAACAUUAAUGCAGCCAUUUAAAUUGUUUUAUGUCGAUAAAGUGAUUGUUCAAUGAUGGGAAGUAUUGCUUUUGUUAUUGCCACAACAAUUUACUGCCUAAUAAGCUUCCUGUUUAUUGCAUGUUCAGGAGAACAAAAAUCAGUGGAAUGUUAUAAAUGCAAUUCACUUUACGAUCCCGCUUGUGGUGACCCGUUCGAUAAUUUUACAAUAGGAUCAAUAAAUUGUUCAUGGAAGAAAACACCAGAUUAUUUGCAGGGAUAUCAACCUUCCUUUUGUAGGAAAACAAUACAAACAAUUCAGGGUAAAACUUCAGUUAUCCGUGGGUGCGGUUAUGUAAAGAACUCGUACUAUGAUGGCAGGUGUGUAAGAAGAACUGGUACUCAUGACGUUACCGUAAUAUAUUGCACCUGCUCAACUUCACGUUGCAACGGUGCAUCGGGAAUGGUACCAUUUUCUUCAAAGUAUCUAUUUUUCGCGGGUGUUGUUGGACUUUAUGUAAUUUUUAGUGUUGUUUAAUUUUAAGAGCAGACGUAGGUAGUUACUUUGAAAAAAAAAUAUUCUUGGGAAAUUCUAAAAAAAAUUCUUUAUAGAAUCACUUGAAAAAAGAUCGUGUUAGGCGUUAGGGACGAAAUUUUAAUAAGGUAACUGGUUAAUAAAUGAGCAAUGUUACGUUGGAGUACUAUGGCCUAAUUUUUAUCUUGUUUUAUUGAACAGUAGACUCUAUUAACAUGGCCCAUUUUUCUUGAUUAAUUUUUUUUAGAUUUUGUAUGAAAAUUGGUUUGUUUUUGGUGAAUGUACUUAUUAGACGCAUCUAUAAUGAUUAAAUUUUAAGAGUUUCUAAAUCUUAAACAUAAAUAACCAUUUACUUUUUUUUUAAUUUUUGUUUGACCUAGUCCAAGAUAAAAAUUAAAGAAAAAUGAGAUUUCAGGAUUUUUAAAAUUCUUUUAAAAAUAUCAAAUUCUCUCUCUCACUUUAAUUUGAAAAAUCCUGUUAAGUCUCCAAAUUAUUCAGUUCUCAUAUACCUUUUAAACCGUUCUCCUAAUUACUUGAAAAUUUUAGAAUCAUUUUUAAAAGCGAAAUAAAAAAAAUUAAUAUAGAAAGGUGAGCUGAUUAUAGAAUAAUGUUUAUAAUAAAUAUUUCACCAGGGGCGGUCUUAGUCAUUUCGAUGCUCCUGCGAGGCUCCGAGUGGGUAGAUCCUUGCGAGGCCCUUGUCUUUGUGAAUCUAUUUUUAAUGAUAAUCCUUGACUAGAAAUGAAAAUUUAUUAAUAAAUAAAUUUGGAGUUUUAAAAUUGUUUAUUGGAAAUUAACAAAAAUUAAUAAAAAAUUAUUAAUCAUGAUUAACUAAGGUGCGUUAAUGUCUUAAAAGAAUCAGGGAUUUAGAAAUGAUGAUUCCGGUUUUUCUUAAGAAAUUCAAAUAAAUAUUCGUACAUUAAUCUAAUAUUUAUCUACCUGGAUUGUUGCGCGACUGCGCGAGACCCCAGCAAGAGCGAGGCCCGCACCACGCCAGCCCCAAAGACCGCCUCUGUAUUUCACCGUUUUCUCAUUUAACUUUUUAGAGUGGGUCAACUACCGUUUUCCUUUAGGGAGUUUUUCAUUAAUGGUUAAUUAUUUUUAUUGACCAUACUAUUGUAGAAUACCCAAUUCUGUUGGUACACGAAGAACAACUUCCUGGAGAAGUUCCUGAAGAACUCGCGCAAAAAUAAUUAUGCAAAAUACACAUACGUUGCAUAAUAUCAAAGCGUACUGUUUUAGAUUUUUGAAAUAACAAAAAUGUUGAUAAUUAUUGGAAAUGACCUUGAAAAAUUUAAAAUUAAUCUUAGAAUUUUCAUUCAUUCUCAUAAAUAAAGGACAUAUACAGUAGAAUCCGCUUAUAAUUAUAAGGGAAAUGACAAACACGCCAUACUAAGCGGGCGUCAUACAAA